GAAAAUUCAAAAAAUUUUAAAUAAAAAUUUAUGGAUUUUAAAACGCAUUUUCGGAAAACUUUUUUCGGCAACAUAGAGCCAAGGGGUGAGGGCCUCCUUGAGAUGGAGGUAGGGGUGGAGGAGGGCAGCAUGCCCCUCAGGACGGAAGAGAAGGGGAGCAUGUCUCUUAGUCGGCAGGAGGAGGAGGAACUCCCGGCAGACACCGACAAUCGGCAGGAGAAGGAAGUCCUACUGGCAGGCACCGAAAGUCGGGAGGAGGGGAUGACCCUCUUCGAGAUGUACCUUCAGGAGAAUGUGGCCAUCCUCAAGACAGUCCUUCAGAAGGUGACUUCCCUUGAGGAAAAGGUGACAUCCCUUGAGGAGAAGAUAACUUCACUUGAGGAGAAGACAACCACCCACUUCAAGACCGCCCUGCAGAAGGCCACUUCCUUGGAGAAGAAGGUGACCAUGUUCUCUCAGACCUCGCUGGAGGACCCCAGCACCACCAUCCUGCAGGAGACGACGGACACACCUUGGAAUGAAAAUGGGGGGAAGCAAUUUUCCAAUACCCUUUUCUGUAGUAGGGAAAUGAACCUUCAGGAGGGCACUAACACCAAGGUUCUUCCUGACACAGACAUUCAGUACUCGAGCACCGACACCAAGGUUCUUCCUGACACAGACAUUCAGUACUCGAGCACCGACACCAAGGUUCUUCCUGACACAGACAUUCAGUACUCGAGCACCGACACCAAGGUUCUUCCUGACACAGACAUUCAGUACUCGAGCACCGACACCAAGAACCUCCCUGACCCUCGCAGCACAACCCUGAAGAGGAGGGGUUUCAAGGACUUUUUCAAGUGUAAUAAAAAGAAGUGCCCUAAGAAGAUGAACUCCGGUAAAGAAGUCCUCUCCGGGAUCUCUCACAAGAAGACAAAUCCUGACAGCACAACCCUGAACAAUGGUUCUCGGUUAAAACAGUUUUUCAAAAAGUAUUUUAAAGGAAAGAAGAAAGAAGAUACCGACGGUGGGCAGGAGGAGGAACUCCCGGCAGACACCGAAAGUCGGGAGGAGGAGGAAGAACUCCCGGCAGACACCGACUGUCGGCAGGAGGAAGAACAACUCCCGGCAGACACCGACUGUCGGCAGGAGGAAGAAGAACUCCCGGCAGACACCGACUGUCGGCAGGAGGAGGAAGUCGUCCUGGCAGACACCGACUGUCGGCAGGAGAAGGAAGAACUCCCGGCAGGCACCGGCAGUCGGCAGGAGGAAGUCCUCCCGGCAGACUCUGACAGUCGUGGUGGGCAGUGUCUGCUGAAAAGAACUCUCUCUUUCCAUUCCAUCUCCAUCUUCCUCUCCUCUCCGUUCCUUUGCUGUCGCAAAGGGGAGGGAAGGACCACCACUAAAGCCAACCCGACCGUCACUACUUGAGGGAUUGACAAGUGACAGUCGGCAGGAGGAAGCCCUCACUGACACUGUCAGGUACAUCCCUGAGGCUUCGUUUCAGAAUUUACAAGAAAGAGAAGGAACGCAUUCCAAUGAGAAAUGGCCAAGUUUGUUCAUGGUGGCCCCUCUGGACGAUUUUCCGAAUACUGUGAGGCAAAAUGUGGUUGUGUGUGAGUGUUGUAACAAGACUAAUGUCUGGCACAGUAGUUUUGAACAUACCAGUCAGCUCUGCCGUUUUUGUGAUAAUAUUAUUACUGCGCCCCCACAUAUUAAGCGUCAGGAGAGCCUCAUCAACGAAUAUACGAUAGUGACUGACACUACGGAGUGUGUUACCUACGCUCUCGUAGCUGAUGCUCAAAAUGCUUUCAUGAGAAAAAUGGUGAAAAAUAUCUUUCUGAGUUUUUUCUGCAAGAAAGGUAUAAAAAUAUACGUGGUUUUGUACAACAGUACAACUUGUAGCGUGUACGAUGAGUCUGAUAGAUUUGAGGGUUUUGUAGACAGGAUGUCAUCGACGACGGUGACUGGUAAGUGGACACACAAGGUUUCUACUUUAGUAAACGGAUAAUUCUGUUGGCUGUCUGAAGCCCUUAGAGUGGCAUCAGACAAAGUGCCACCCAUCACCGGUAAAAUCAUCGUACUUCAUGCUGGCAAAAGUAUGGUAAAAUCCGCUAAGAGGGUCUUGCAAAACUCGGAAAGAAUUAUUACCAUUGUUAACGUUGAUGGGCCCGAGAAAGUUUACCUCGAUGACAACACUGAGGCAGCGCUGUGUAAGUCAGGUGGGAUCAACCUUGGUGUGGAAUUCCAGGAUUCAGUAAUAUUUGUAAUUAUGAACGAGUUAGGUAUCCUGGAAGAUAUGGCUUAUGACGCCAAGUUAGAGAUUUGCAUGUCGGACGGAUGUCGAGUUCUCUAUCCACUUGGAGAGUCUUUGUCCUGCGGUACCAUGGAAGUUGCUAGUGACACUAGAAUUGUCAUGACCUUUCCAACUAUGCGCCCAGCAGACUGUUUAUACGUACGUUACAAAAAGGUUUUGCCAGAACCAAUUCACGUACACGUCCGUUUCAGCUACCUUGACGGGAGAGGGCACUUAGUUGAAAGAUCAUCAAUCUCCGAAGUCUACGCUGACAGUCAGGAGGAAGUCCUUCCUGACACUGUAAGUCAGGAUUGCGACGUGCCCUAGGCCUCACGCCAGAAGCCACAAGAAGAAAGAGGAGGAUCCCAUCCCAAUGAGAAUUUGCCAAGCGUUCAGAUAAUCUGAGCCAAAACGUGGUCGUCCUUUGACGUAUCGAGGUCCUUGUGGCACAGUGGCCCCUGAUGCAUCAAGGACCCUGGCGCAGUAUCGUAUCGCUGGGCGGCAUCAAGGAACCUUGUUAUCUACUAGGCUGCAUCAGGGAACCCUGUUAUCCAAUGGGCGGCAUCGGGGGGACCCUGUUAUUCACUGGGCCGCAUCAGGAGGACCCUGUCAUCCCCUGGGCCGCAUCAGAGGACCCUGUUAUACACUGGGCCGCAUCAGGAGACCCUGUUAUACACUGGGCGGCAUCGGGGGACCCUGAUAUACACUGGGCGGCAUCAGGGGGACCCUGUUAUCCACUGGGUGGCAUCACAGGGACCCUGUUAUCCACUGGGCGGCAUCAGGGGGACCCUGUUAUCCACUGGGCUGCAUCAGGGGGACCUUGUUAUCCACUAGUAAUUCAGUGGUGAUUGCUAAAGCAGAUACUAAGUGUACUAGGGACUGGAAAAGAGAAAUAAAUAUUAUUGUAUAUGAGUAAAAGAGCGAAGAGUGAAAAUGGCAGGCAUUAGGGGGGUACAGGCUGCCAUAAUUAUAUUUAUCUUU
Cherax quadricarinatus is the source of this 3253-nucleotide messenger RNA. Lineage: Eukaryota; Metazoa; Arthropoda; Malacostraca; Decapoda; Parastacidae. The record is from RefSeq and is a predicted model, not a curated record.